UGCCUUUCCCUCGGCGGGUAUCCUUAGUACUUUUACAUCCAGGACGACCUCUGAGCGGUAUCAAGCCUUGUGUUUCGGAACCAUCCUGUGCUGUAUGAACCCUUCAACCCCUUUGCAGGGCUGGUACCUUUUGGAAAAGCCGAAAAAGCCAGAGAUCGAAUUCCUGUCACGUUGCGCAAUUCAGCAACACAUACAAUUGUCAACCAUGAGUAGCCCCCUUAAAGAUGCGCCAAAGAGUGUGGCGUUCGCGAGGACCGAGGAACAUGUGGUCUCCAACGAGGAUGGCGAUCAAACGACGCCCAAUCCGCCAGUUUUAACGAGGGCGAUGUCUGGUUCUUCCUUCGACCCGUCAGACCCGAAUUUCGACUUUGAGCGAUGGACCCGCAACAUUAUUAAUCUGAGAACAGAAAUGGGUAUUCCUGCCCCACCUCGAUCCGGGGUUUUGUUCAAGGACCUCAGCGUCCAUGGCUAUGGCCAGCUCAAUAGACAGCGAAGGACAGCAAGGGGUGCAAUGUCGAAGAUGCUUCAGCAAUUCCAUCGACGCAAGGAAACUAAGUCCUUGCCCAUCAUCCAGGGAUUCAUCGGUGUCUUAGAAAAGGGAGAGUUGCUGCUUGUCCUGGGCCGGCCUGGCAGUGGCUGUUCAACGUUUCUCAAAGCCAUCGUUGGAAAAUUGGAUGGCUUGCAGCUAGGAGGUGGCUCAACUCUCAUAUACAGUGGUAUCCCUGUUGAUAUAAUGAUCAACCAAUUCAGGGGAGAGCUAGUUUACAACCAGGAGUUAGACGAGCAUUUCCCCUACCUGACUGUGGGACAGACAUUGGAAUUCGCGGCCGCUGCACGCACACCACGUCUCCGUCUGCCGGGGGUUUCCAGAAGCGACCGAAUCAAGCACCUGGUCGAUGUCGUCAUGACUGUAUUCGGGAUCAAACACACGUAUAACACUAUCGUUGGUAACGAUUACGUCCGUGGAGUAUCAGGGGGCGAGAGGAAAAGGGUGUCGAUUGCGGAAAUCGCCCUCUUUGGAGCUGCCGUCUCGUCUUGGGAUAAUCCGACUCGCGGGCUAGACGCUGAUACUUCUUUGAAGUACGUGAGAAGCCUAGCGGUGCUUUCACAGCUGACACAAUCGUCAAACGCAGUGGCCCUCUCCCAAGCUUCUCAGGCCAUAUAUGACCUUUUUGACAAGGUUCUUGUGCUUUAUGAGGGACGGGAGAUCUUCUUUGGCCGUGGCGCUGCCGCCGCUGAAUACUUUGAAAAAAUGGGCUGGCGCCGCCAUGCCAGGCAAACAACGGCAGAUUUCAUUGUUGGGGUAACCAGCCCCGCUCAUAGAGCGACUAGGGAUGGCUUCGAGGAGCGAAUUCCGAGAACUGCAGAAGAUUUUGAAAAGUACUGGAGAGAGUCCCCGUACUUUGUCGAGCUGAUGGCAGAGAUUGAAGCGCUACUCGGAGAGUUCCGGAAUCGGGCGGACCAGUCACUCGCGGAGUUUCAAGAAUCUCGCAAACUCCAGAAGAUGAAGUACAUGCGUUCCCGAGCGCCUGAGACGAUAUCCUUCCCGAUGCAGACGUGGCUUUGCAUGAGGCGAUCAUACCAGCAGCUGUGGAACUCGAAGGCCUCGACGCUGACGGCUCUGGUCGGUCAGAUCGUUAUCGCUCUGAUUGUUGGAUCCAUUUUCUACGGCACCCCUGCCUCGACAAGUGCUUUCUUCGCAUACGGCUCUGUCCUGUUCUUCGCGGUUCUGCUGAACGCCUUGAUGGCUGUAACAGACAUGCACAAUCUCUACCAACAUCGGCCGAUUAUCCAAAAACACGUGUCGUUUUCUCUGUACCGACCGUCGGCCGACGCCCUAGCCAGAAUCUUGAUAGAUAUUCCUGUCAAGCUUGUUGUGGCAACAUGUUUCAACCUAUUCCUCUAUUUCCUGUCUGGCCUAGCCGCCACACCGGCUCAGUUUUUCACCUUCUUCCUCUUCGUCUUCGUGUCCACGUUAGUCAUGUCCCUUGUCUUUAAGACCGUCGCUACGGUCACGUCAACGCUAGCCCAAGCAAUGGCUAUCUCUGGCUUUCUCAUCCUUGCUUUAGUCAUCUACACUGGGUUCGUUCUCCCGAGCCAGUACAUGCAUCCUUGGUUCAAAUGGUUCUCCUACAUCAACCCACUAGCAUACGCCUUCGAGGCGCUCUUAGUGAACCAGGCGCACGGAGUAUACUACCCAUGCGACAGUUUUAUACCCUCUUAUCCAGGUCAAACAGGCCAGACCUUCAUUUGUCCGAUUCCUGGAGCAGUCGCAGGAGAGACUUAUAUCUUGGGCGACGCUUGGUUCGAGGCGAGUUAUGGCUACGCAUACUCCCACCUUUGGCGUAACCUCGGAAUCCUACUCGGGUUCUUAGUGUUUUUCCUUGCGCUACAUCUCCUUGCCAUGGACCUCAAAUUAGGGGCUGCCACCCCGGCCAAGAGUCUCAAAUCUCAUAGCGACCUUGUUUCGGACGCAUCAUCCGAUAGGGUAGGCAAAGGUAAAUCCAGGCAGGACCCGGAGGCUCUUACCCUGGUCGGCUCACAAGCAGAUGUAUCAUUCCAUCCAUCACGACCCGCCAACGCCUUCCUACUCACGGAACCUCGACCAAAACUCGCCUGGAAGGGUAUAAGCUAUAGCGUUACCAUCAAGGGCGAACCUCGACAACUACUCAACAACGUUUCCGGGUGGGCUGAUAUCGGCACCAUAACGGCGCUCAUGGGCGUCUCGGGGGCUGGCAAGACAACGCUACUGGACGCUCUGGCGCAGAGGCUGCGAGGCGGUGUAUCGUCUGGCGAGCUUUUCCUCGAUGGGAAGCCUAUCUCGGCGUCGGCAAGCGGGACAUUCGGCUACGUACAACAGCAGGACAUUCAUCUUGAGACCUCUACUGUGCGCGAGGCGUUACAGUUCUCAGCCUGCCUCCGCCAGCGCGAGUCGACAUCUGCACAGAGCGGUCAACAGAACUACACAGUGGAAGACGUCAUCCGACUCCUGGGCAUGGAAGCGUUCAGUGACAACAUCGUAGGUCGUCCCGGAAAUGGUCUCAGUGGCGUACAGCGGAAGUUUCUGAGCAUUGGCGUUGAGCUCGUUGCCAACCCAAGACUCCUGCUACUCGACGAACCGACGUCGGGCCUCGACAGCCAGUCGGCACUGUCCAUAAUGGCAUUGCUCCGGCGCCUCGCCAACAACGGCCUAGCCGUCAUCUGCACGAUCCACCAGCCGAGCGCCAUGCUGUUCCGUGAUUUCGAUCGGCUCCUACUGCUCACACGAGGCGGCAGGGCGGUCUACUUUGGAGAGAUUGGGGAGGACGCACGAACGCUGGUGCAAUAUUUCCAGAGCCACAAGGCUCGAAUAUGCCGCACGGCGGAGAACCCGGCUGAGUAUGUGCUGGAAGUUAUCGGGAGCAGCGGGAGCCAAAACCACACCGAGGCGAAACGCUGGCCGCACGUCUGGAAGGAGUCGCCACAUGCCAUGGAAGUUUCAGACCAGCUUGCUAGACGGAUAAAUGUAGUACAAAACAGGCAGCCGGAGCGUAUCCAGGCCGACUCACAACACGGCCGCCAUCCAUCCGCGGUAUCUCUAUGGACGCAGAUGUCGCAGCUUUGCCUACGGCUUACCCGCCACUACUGGCGAUGCCCAGCCUACAUUAGGAGUAAGGUUGCGCUGAGCACACUAGGGUCCCUACUUAUAGGGUUCUCGUUCUUUCAACCCGGAUCUUCCAUCCUGGGCGUUCAGAAUGCCAUCUUCGCCAUUAUUCUGUUCUCUCCCAUCUUGAGCAGUUUGGCACAGCAGAUCAUGCCACAGUUCCUGAUCCAGAGGAACCUGUAUGAGGGCAGGGAGCGGUACUCGCGGGUAUACUCCUGGGCCGUCUUUAUCCUUGUCAACAUCCUGAUCGAGAUACCGCUCCACAUUGUCAUCGGAAUCACGAGUUUUGCCAUUGUCAACUACACAGUAUUCGGUAUUCGCAGCGCGGAGGAGCAGGGCCUCACGCUCCUUUUUUUCGUUUACUUCUUCAUCUUUGCCGGGACCUUUGCCCACAUGCUGAUCGCGUCGCUUCCCGACACGGUGACUGCAGGCCGUAUCGCCACUAUCCUCUUCUCAAUGAUGGUCCUCUUUGCCGGUGUCUUCCAGCCGCCCGCAGCUCUGCCCGACUUCUGGAUCUUUAUGUACUAUGUAUCACCGAUAACCUACUUUGUCCGCGGGGUCGCCGUUGCCGGGCUAUGGGACAACCCGGUCGAGUGCUCCAUCUCGGAGCUGGCGGUCUUCCAGCCCCCGGCUGGCCUGACAUGCGGGAUGUACUUGGAAGCCUAUCUCGCCGGCGGCGCUCCAGGGAGGCUGCUCAACCCGGAGGCCACUAGCAACUGCACGUACUGUCCACUCUCGUCUGCUAACCAGGUUCUGGCGAGAUCCAACAUGUACUACGCACAGGUGUGGGCGGACUGGCUGAUUGGUUUCGCCUACAUUUCGUUCAACAUUGCUUGCACAUUUGGCUUCUACUACCUAUUUAGGGUUCAGCAGUGGGGAAAGUGGGUAGCGAAGGCUCACGGGCUCGCGAGGCGCCGGGAUGGAACAUUAUGAGUUAAAUUGUGCUCUGGGAGAUCCAAAGAGGCU
Microdochium trichocladiopsis is the source of this 4609-nucleotide messenger RNA. Its product is annotated as ABC-2 type transporter-domain-containing protein. Bases 95 to 4576 code for a protein of 1493 amino acids. Gene Ontology annotation, cellular component: membrane. The record is from RefSeq and is a predicted model, not a curated record. Gene Ontology annotation, biological process: transmembrane transport. The transcript has 5 exons. NCBI's taxonomy places the organism in Eukaryota, Fungi, Ascomycota, Sordariomycetes, Xylariales, Microdochiaceae. Gene Ontology annotation, molecular function: ATP hydrolysis activity; ABC-type transporter activity; ATP binding.